Molecule: messenger RNA, 2409 nt
Organism: Lucilia sericata (common green bottle fly)
Lineage: Eukaryota; Metazoa; Arthropoda; Insecta; Diptera; Calliphoridae
Product: myb-like protein X
Exons: 3
Coding region: 904-2409 (501 amino acids)
Source: RefSeq, a predicted model, not a curated record
GUUCAGUUCUAGUUCUGUUCUAGUUCUUGUUCUAGUUCAGUUCUAGUUCAGUUUUAGUUCAGUUCUAGUUCUGUUUUAGUUCAGUUUUAGUUCAGUUCUUAAAUCACGGAUUUUCCUCUAAUUAGAAAUUGCCUUCAAAGGUGAAUACCCCUAAUAAUUACACAUCAUUAAACUUUAAAGAAUUUUGUAUACAUUACUCAGAAAUCUCAAAAAAAGCUAAAUAUGUAAAAAGGCUAUGCACAAUGCUUAAGAGCUAAAUGUUAAUUAAAUUUUAAUGUACAAAUUAAAUAAAUAUUUGCUAACACAAUAAAGGGCACACUAAAGAUAUGGCACAAUAUGAUAUUAAAAUUAUGACCACAAAAUUUACAGAUUUAAAACUAAAUGAAUUUAAAACUGCCUUUCUCUAACGAUAUUCUCCGAAGACGUUUACAGGAAAUAUUCGAUUUUAAUUUACUGUAAACUUAAUCUUAUUCGCAAUUAAAACGUGUAAAGUCUUAAUCGUAAUUCCAUAAUUCGGUAGUUGACGUGGUAGAUACAUAAUUUCAUUCAAAUCGAUGGUGUACUUAAUUUUCUACAAAUCUAACAAAACACGCUCACAUCUAACAUAAAGAAACGCUUUAAAAAGCUCAUUAAAUAUGUGCCAAAGAAACUUUUAAGCACUAGACUCGCAAAUUACACAAAAAGUUAAAUAAUCAAUUAUUUAUACAGAUAUCAGAACCACAUACAUAACUUAAACUAAAACCAAAAUUACACAAAAAAAAUUUCAUCAUACUUGUAUUAUUAAUCUUAUUAUUUAAACAAUACUUAAGAGCUUUUGAACGAUAGAGAAAAACACAAGAUAUUGAUUUUAAGAUACUAUCAACACGCAGUUACAAUUUCAAUAUAGUUUAAAAAAUUCUAGACAUGGAAAAUGUUCAACAUGAAACUGAACAAGAAUCAGACGAAGAUUGUGAAGUGUAUUUUUUAAAACCCGUUAAUGAAUACAAUAUAGUGGAUAAAAUUAAAGAAGCUAAUAAGGAGUUAUUUGGCAAUGAGCUUGUCGAUGACAAUGAACUAAUGGCUGAAGCGCAACAAAAUCGUAAAGUUAGUUUUGCAGCCAAUUUAGAGGAAUAUGAACCACAAAAUGGUAUAAAUCUAAGAGAGCUGGAAGACAAAUUAGGCAAAGAACCGGAGGAAAAUAAUGAAGAAAAUUUUCAAGAAAUUGAAAAAGAACAGAAAUUAGAUGUUAUAACUGAAGAAGAGGCAGUCAAUGAAGUUGAUGUUAAUGAAGAUUCCGAAGCUAAUGAAAAUUGCGAAACUAACACCCAAGACGAAAAAGAAGAAGAAGAAAAAGAAGAGCUUUCUACUAUAGAUAUGAAUGAUAAUGAAUCUAAUGACAAUUUAGUUGAAGCUGAAGAGCGGCCAGAAUCUCCAGCAAAUUGUGAAAGUGUAGAUGAAAAUGUUAUACUAGAAGAGAUCUGUGAAGAAAUACUUGUAAUGGAUAUGGAAAAUGAAAAGAUCGAAGAAACAGUGACAACGAAAUUUGACAGUCCCAGUGCCAUGCAACGUAAAAUGUUAAAACAAAUUACAUUCGAUUAUACCGAAGAAGAUGAUGAACCGGACAACAAAAGUCUAACUAAUCUUUUAAUAUCCGACAAUGAAAACGAUCCGAAUGAAAACGAAGCUGAUAAUGAGGAUUAUAAUUGUAAUGAAUCUAUAAAUGAAGACACUGACAACGAUGAAACAAUUCCCUUAAACCAUAACGAAUACUAUGAAGACGAUGAGGAAGAUGAUAAAUUGUCCAUAAUAGUAGCCUCCUACUUACCCGAUGAUAUGGCCUGUGAUAAAACCUCCUUAACCGCAUCAUCGCGCAAAUGUUCACCACGUACUAACAAAUCUCGUAAAUUACCGUUCAAUAAACGUUUUUCAUUUCGACAUAAAACUAAAUCCUCAAAUGCCAUUGGCUCCUGUUCUAACCAUCAUUCCUCCAACAAUCGCCGCUUUAUGCCGCCACCCGAAGUAACGGAUUUAAAGCUACACUACAAAACCUGUUGCGAAUUUAAAAAUGCCCAACAGAAAUUACCCAAUUAUACGGGUUAUCUUUCGGAAUAUGGUCUCUCAAAAGAGCAGUUAAUUGAAAGAGAUCGUAAAUUACAGCAGAAACAACAAGGCAAAGAGGUCAAUUCGUUGAGGUCAACGGAAGCAGAUAUGCGUAAAAUGCACGAUAAUGAGAGAGCUUUUACCACAUGGCUCAAAAAUAAAAUGCGCUUUCCCAUAAAUAAAACACGAAAUAUGUUCGAUGUUAAAAGACCCUUUGGUCUUAGGAAAUCUACAAGUGUGGGAGGUAAUAAUACUUUAAAUGAGGACACCAAACAGAUGUUAAAUACCACAAAAUAUCGUAGUAUUAGUGCUAAACUUAAAAGGGCAUAA